Molecule: messenger RNA, 970 nt
Organism: Indicator indicator
Lineage: Eukaryota; Metazoa; Chordata; Aves; Piciformes; Indicatoridae
Gene: IER5
Product: immediate early response 5
Exons: 1
Coding region: 27-821 (264 amino acids)
Source: RefSeq, a predicted model, not a curated record
UUGUCCUACCGCCGUUUGUUUCCCUCAUGGAGUUCAAGCUGGAGGCUCACCGCAUCGUCAGCAUCUCGCUGGGCAAGAUCUACAGCGCACGGGGCCAGCGCGGUGGCCUUAAGCUCCACAAGAACCUACUGGUGUCGUUGGUGCUGCGCACCGCUCGCCAAGUCUACCUGAGUGAGCCGGGCUUCCCGCCCGAGCCGCCCCCUACCGCCUGCGGGCCCCCCGAAGAGGAGUCGCCAUCGCCACCCUGCACCACCGCCACCACCAGCGCCUGGGCGGCCGGUGAGUUACUGCCGCCGCCGCCGCCCCCGCCCCCGCAGGAUGAAGCAGUUAGGGGCGGCCCUCUGCUGCCCGGUGCGAACUGCGAAGGCCCCCGUCCGCGGCGCUGUUGCUGCGGUUGUAGCUGCCACUGCGCGGCGGCGGCGGCCGGUGAGGCCAGCAGAGCCACUACCGUCGUGGUGGGGGCCGCGGCGUCUCCAAUGUCACACUGCGCUCGGAAGCGGAGCGCCGGCGAGCGGGGCCAGGCCGGCUCCCCGGUGAAGAAGCCCCGUCGAGAGGUGGAGGAGGGGCCGCCGCCAGACGACCAAGAGGACAUGGAGACGGGCAACGUGGCCAGCCUCAUCAGCAUCUUCGGCUCCAGCUUCUCGGGACUGCUUAGUAAGGAGCCCAAGGGUCGGCGGCGGGCACCUUUCGGCAGAGGCGAAGCGGCGGGGACGGGGACAGGGCCACCCACCGAGACAGCGUCCGAAUCGGGACAGAUCUGCUACGACGAGCCGGUGCUGCGGACCCUCAACCCGUGGAGCACGGCCAUUGUGGCCUUUUGACGCGCCGACACUAAAGACUCACUGUCCGCCGGCGGAAUGGGGAACCCGGCGGACGGAUGGCCUGACAGCCGGACCGAGAGGUGACACCCCCCUUCCCCCAUACACACCCUACUUUACUCCUUUCUUCCCCGCACCAGCCGCCCGGCGGA